UCUUACCUGUAAAGUUGACCAUGGUCUCGGCCCUUCAUGUCUAAAGUUGUCAUAACCACAGCACAGGCAAGUCUCACUCCUGGCUCUCUGCCACAUAGCCUAGUGAGCCCAACCAUCUGGAUUUUGUCAUCUGUAAUAUGGGAAUAAAAACCUCAGCCUAGGGACUGGUGGGACCUGGUCAGGCACAUUAACAACCCUCACAUCUGGGGCCUGGAGGUGUUUGGGUGUAGGUGGAUGGCGGGGUAGGAAGGAACACCCCACCUAGCGUAAAAUACCUGUUCUCAAUUUUGACUGACCUUUAGGAGCUCCUGAGUCCCACCCAAGACUGAUGUCUGUCAGGUGAGGGCUUGUAGUGCCCUGACAACGCCAUGCUUUUAUUUGUCUUGGGGUGAUUGGGGCUUCCUGUAGGUGACAACCCAGGCCUAGACAGUGAUGCUUGAGAACAGCUGAGACCUGGAGUACCAGCUAAAGGCUCUCACUUCAGGCCUCAGUUGAGUUUCAUUUUUGUCAGUUGCCCCCUCUUCCCUAAGGCCAGGCCACCACCAUCUUUCUGGUCUACCCUGUGUCCACUCCUGGAGGAGGAGGCUUCCUGAAGCUCAAACUAGGCAGUGUAUGUCCAGCUCCCAGGUCUUCUCUGUACUUAAUAGGAACCCUCCCACCCCCCACCCCCCACCCCUGACCUCAGCCCUGCACUGACUCCCACCUUAGGGCCUUUUGCACAGGCCCCCCUCUUCAAAGCAGUUCACACAGAACCUGUGGGUGCCAGUGACUUGGAAUUCUCCAGUGUCAGAACCUGCGUUCAAAUCCCACUCUUGUCACAACCUUGUGGCAUUAGAUGAUGGCUAUCACUUCUUGGAUUCAAUUUUCUUUAUAUUAGUGGGGAUGGGAUGUGAGGAAGUGAAGUCGGGUUUUGUUUUUGUUUUUUUUCCCUCCACGCGGGCCUCUCAGUGUUGUGGCCUCUUCUGUUGCGGAGCACAGGCUCCGGACGCGCAGGCUCGGCGGCCAUGGCUCACGGGCCCAGCCGCUCUGCGGCAUGUGGGAUCUUCCCGGACCGGGGCACGAACCCGUGUUCCCUGCAUCGGCAGGCGGACUCUCAACCACUGCGCCACCAGGGAAGCCCUGAAGUCGGGUUUUGACAUAGCUGCAUAGAAACAAGCCGAAGGACAGCCUUGCUGUAUACAGAACCGUACAUUUAAGGUCGAAAACGUUAAGGCAGGCGCCAGUCGGGAACAAGCACAGGGGUGGAGGUGGGUGGAGGGUGUCAGGCCUGAGAAGCCCCCAGUCUUCGCUCCCCAUUCUUCCCCCGGGGUCUCCAGGUUAGCUGGUCGCCACAAGCUGGCUCCAGAGGCCUCCGGGCCUGCAGGGGGCGCCAGGCGCAGCGGAGCAACCUGCUCCCGGGUGGGACCAGAGCUGCGUAGUCAUGAUCAUCACUGAGGCCGCGGCAGAGUCCGCUGUCCCCGCGGUGCCCGGUGAUGCAGGAGCCACUGGAGCCCCGGAGCGCGAGCAGCUGGUGUGGCCCUGGAAAGAUGCCGCGAUACGGGCGCUGGUGCAGCGCAUCCACCAGUUGCAGGCUGAGCGCGCGCAGGCCUUCCGCCGGCUGGAGGACCUCAGGAUCCCCGCCUGCUGCAGAGGCCACCGACAGUACCUGAGCAGCGGCCCGCCCUACGACUUUCCGCGCUACCGGAGCACAGUACACGAGGUGACCCAGGCCUUCGCCGCCGCCUCGCGGGAGGUGCUGGCGGUGGAGGCCGAGCUAGCCGGACCCCGAGCGCAGCCGCUGCUCGCGAGCCACGUGCGCAGGCUGCAGCAGCUGGAGGAGACGCGCCUGGCCACGGGAUCCAAGGCCCAGCCUACUCUGCCUCUACAGCCAAUCCUGACCAAGAUACACUACCAUUCCCAGGCCAACUCCACGUGAAGCCACGCCCACAUCACACUCUACGCUGGGAUUCCCAGGCCACGCUGCUUUAGAGACCCAAUCCCAGUCUAGGGAUUGUAACUCCCCGGCUGGUCCCUGAGAUUCCGCCUACUUCACAACCCUCACAACCCAACCACCCCACCCCACCCCCGCCCCCGCCCACCUAUCCCUGCCUGAGAUUGCACCACUGUUCCCCUUCCCCGCCUACAUGAGGUCAUGCCCAUGUUGCGCUCUGCACUGAUUCUAGGGCCCGCCCACUCGGCCCCUCUCCUCAGGAGCCCCCCUAAACGUAAUCCUAGAUUCCUUCUGCGCGAAGUACCGCCCCUUGAGACUCGCGCCUGCUGUGGCCCCACCCUUGCGCUGCCUUUCCCGGUGCUUCAGUGUCUCUUCCUCCCUACUAUGUGGGAGGGCAGGGGGUGGCCUCUGCCAGUUGUGACAUCCUCCUUGCUGCCUAUUCCCC
Molecule: messenger RNA, 2375 nt
Organism: Globicephala melas (long-finned pilot whale)
Lineage: Eukaryota; Metazoa; Chordata; Mammalia; Artiodactyla; Delphinidae
Gene: REX1BD
Product: required for excision 1-B domain containing
Source: RefSeq, a predicted model, not a curated record